Molecule: messenger RNA, 1896 nt
Organism: Alnus glutinosa
Lineage: Eukaryota; Viridiplantae; Streptophyta; Magnoliopsida; Fagales; Betulaceae
Product: beta-glucosidase 12-like
Exons: 13
Coding region: 45-1577 (510 amino acids)
Biological process (GO): carbohydrate metabolic process
Molecular function (GO): beta-glucosidase activity
Source: RefSeq, a predicted model, not a curated record
AGGAGCCUGACAGUGCCUCCCACCCACAAUAACCAAAAUCAGUGAUGGCAUUUCAAGGCUAUCUAUGCCUUGGUCUCGUGGUCGUUCUUGGCUCAUUGACUUGUAAUAGCAUUGCUGUUACUCCAAGCCUUACCACUGCUUCACUCAACCGGAGCAGUUUUCCGGCAGGUUUUAUUUUCGGGACGGGAUCAGCGUCUUACCAGUAUGAAGGUGCAGCACGUGAAGGUGGCAGAGGAGCAAGCAUAUGGGACACUUACACCCAUAGAUAUCCGGGUAGGAUAUUGGACGGCAGUAAUGGAGAUGUGGCUAUUGAUCAAUAUCAUCGCUACAAGGAAGAUAUUGGAAUAAUGAAGGAGAUGGGUGCAGAUGCAUACAGGUUCUCAAUCUCAUGGACUAGAGUUUUACCAAAAGGAAAGCUAAGUGGGAGUGUGAACCGAGAAGGAGUAAAAUACUACAACAACCUCAUCAAUGAGCUCCUUGACAAAGGUUUAAAGCCCUUCGUGACAAUCUUUCACUGGGAUCUCCCCCAGACCUUAGAGGAUGAGUAUGGUGGUUUCUUAAGUCCCCGCAUUGCUGAUGACUUUCGGGAUUUCGCUGAGCUUUGCUUCAAGGAAUUUGGUGACCGUGUAAAGCAUUGGAUCACAAUAAAUGAGCCAUACACCUUCAGCGAUGGUGGUUAUGCAACCGGGCAACUAGCACCUGGUCGAUGUUCCAGUUGGCAAAAGCUGAACUGCACCGGUGGAGAUUCAGGCACAGAGCCAUAUUUGGUCACCCAUAACCUGCUUCUUGCUCAUGCAGCCGCUGUUCAAGUCUACAAGCAAAAAUAUCAGGCCGCACAAAAAGGUGUUAUAGGGAUUACGCUAGUGACAAGCUGGUUUGUGCCAAUCUCUAAUGCCAAGCACAAUCGCAAUGCCGCGCUCCGUGCCCUUGAUUUCGUGUUGGGAUGGUAUUUGGACCCCUUGACAAAUGGUGACUAUCCCUAUAGCAUGCAAUCUCUUGUUGGAAAGCGAUUGCCCAAGUUCACGAAAGAGCAAUCCAAGUUGGUAAAAGGGUCAUUUGACUUCAUCGGAUUAAACUACUAUACUUCCAAUUAUGCAACCUACGCACCUGGCCUUAAUUCUAGAAAUCCAAGCUACUUGACAGAUUCUCUUGUUAAUCGCACCACUGAGCGCAAUGGGAUCCCCAUUGGUCCACAGGCUGCAUCAAGUUGGCUCUAUGUUUAUCCUAGAGGACUUCGGGAUCUUUUGCUUUAUGUCAAGGAGAAGUACCAUAAUCCGCUAAUCUAUAUUACCGAGAACGGAAUUGAUGAGUCCAAUAACGCCACCUUGUCUCUUGAGGAAGCCCUCAUCGACAAACUCAGAAUUGAAUAUUACUAUGGCCAUCUUUCUUAUCUUCGUAGGGCUAUCAUGGAUGGCGUAAACGUUAAAGGAUACUUUGCAUGGUCAUUGUUGGACGACUUCGAAUGGAAUUCAGGUUACACAGUUCGGUUUGGCAUCCACUAUGUAGACUUUAAGAACGGAUUGAAAAGACACCCUAAACUUUCAGCCCGUUGGUUCAAGAAUUUCCUCAAGAAAUAGACAUGAAAAUGAUCAAACUAUAUAUAUAUGUAAGUUUUUUUUUUAAGUUUUUAGUUUUAUUUAUUUAUUAUUAUUUAAUUGAAAAAUGACACGUGGCAGGUAUUAUGGGCAUAUUUCGUCAAAACUGAGCAUUUUUCAAACGUUUUGAUAGUUUGGGGGGCUAGAGUCCAAGUGUUAGCCGUUCAUGGGACUACUUGCAAAACGGAUGAUAGUUUGUGAGCUAAAUUGUAAUUUUUCCUUAUAUAUUUUAUGGUCAAAAUUUAAAGUUAAUGCAUCUAAUGGUGCACAUGAUUUUUACAUUAUUUAAAUUUUUAAAAGA